CGAGUACGGUUUUACGUUUUAGCUGUUAGUGAAAUAAUGCGCUCAAGCGUGUUGUGCACUGAAUGCUGAAGCGGCAGAUGUUUACCGAGCCUUGUGCAAUCGUGUCUCUGAUUUUUGUUUCCAGCCAUGACCAUGCAGUUCAUCAGUCACCGGUUUCCAGAGGAUCACGAUCCCACAAUUGAGGAUGCUUAUAAAAUACGAAUACGCAUUGAUGAUGAACCUGCCAAUCUGGAUAUCUUGGACACAGCAGGACAGGCAGAGUUUACAGCCAUGAGAGACCAGUACAUGAGGGCUGGCGAGGGAUUUAUCAUCUGUUAUUCAAUCACAGACCGGCGCAGUUUCCAUGAAGUGCGUGAGUUCAAACAGCUAAUCUAUCGUGUUCGACGCACUGAUGACACUCCCGUGGUCCUAGUGGGAAAUAAAUCUGAUCUGACACAGCUACGGCAGGUCUCCAAAGAAGAAGGCUCUGCUUUAGCACGAGAAUUCAACUGCCCUUUUUUUGAAACUUCAGCUGCAUACCGUUAUUAUAUUGAUGAUGUAUUUCAUGCUCUUGUGCGAGAAAUCCGCAGGAAAGAAAAAGAAGCAGUAAUGGCAAUGGAAAAAAAAUCAAAACCUAAAAGCAGCGUGUGGAAAAGACUGAAGUCACCAUUUAGAAGGAAGAAGGAUUCAGUCACUUGAACAGGGAGAACGCCUCUGCAAAAUAAAACAAAACCUGUGAAUAGCCAUUUGUAACCAAAGCGGUUUAGUGACAACAUUUUGACAGCAUGUUUUAAACCUGAUGGGACUUUUAUGAGGGAAUGCGUAACUUUUACCAAUUAUUUUUGUUUAGAAUGAUAUUCCCUUAAUAUUGGGUAUUUAACUUAAGACACAGUAACAGUUGUACUUUUGUUUGUUGUCAUUUUUUUACUGGAUCCAGCAAAUGUUGCUUGUAUGUCGUUGGUUACAAAUGCUGAUAGGUUUAUGUCCCUGCACUUUUGAAUGUUUGUCUUCGGUCACUGCGUACUGGAAGCUGAAUUGUGUAAAAUAUUGCUGAAGUUCUACCCAACCUAACUUAAUUCAUUUUUUUACUAGUUUGCACAAGAAAAUUUUGCUGCUCUCCAGAACAGUAACCCACAUCACGAGAGGCAGCUUGUCGAGGUCGUGCUGAAAAAUAGUUUACAAAGCGUAUGUCAUGACUAGCAGCCUUGGCUGUGUAUAGAUGUCAUUGAACAGAGCUGUGCUAGAGUUCUUGUGUUCUCAUUGAACAGAUUUUUUCCAGCAAAAGUAAUGUGGAAUACUUGUACAAGUUUAUCUAAAUUAUCAGUUAAUCAGCGGUGUUGUAGGUGGGAUUCUAAACAAGUCGGAAAAAGCAAAUUAUGGUUCCUAUGGCAGCUAUAACUUGGCAACAGUGCAUGAAUAUGUAGCAUUUUCCUACUGUAUAUAGCAUUUGCUGUGUUGCCAUAGCAUGUGUAAUGUAAUGAUGCUGUAGAGACCACAGCUUUGAAUUUUCUGACUUGCGUGUUAAAAAUCACAGCUGUAAUGGUGCGCUGGCUUAUUUAUUUAUGUCAGUUUUAUGUUCUUGUCUUAAAGGAGCCAGUAUCUUUGUUAAGUAGAAGUCUCUAACAUAGUCAUUUCAAGUUAUUCUAUGGUAACUACUUUGUAGAGAAAAUGACUGAUACUGAGGUAUCUGGGCCCAGAAUUAAUAUCCCUAAUACUGGUAAGAUUCUUCCAAUGCAGUCUUAAAAGUAGAAUUGCCGGUGCAGUGGAAGGAAGCAGUUAGCUGGACACAGUGACAGUCCUGACAGAUACUCACAUCCCUGACCUUGCAUAUGCGGGCGGUCCAGGCAGUGCAGGUUCAGGUUUUCUUGCACUCGUAAAGAAUGAUGUGGUUAAGAAAGUGCUUCUGAGGCAGACUCUCCAUACGUAGAGAUAUUCUCUGCUUUCGAGCUGAUUUACCUAUACAUCGGUUAUAGAAUUGAAAUCCAGCAGAGAGAUGGAUGUCUGGUGUUCCUCUUGAUUUUGUUUUUUAAUAAUAGAACAAAUCAUAGUUAGGUAACUCAGACAUGGUUAAAACAAGUUUCUCAGAGAACUAAGUGCCUAGAAUCUUUCAGUUUAAGAGUGAAAGAGCUUAGUAGACUAAGUGUAGUAUAGCUUCUGUUAUUCUAUCAUCUGUGUCGGUAACUAUGUUAAUCUUACUGAACAAAAAUCAGAUCUGUAAUGUCAGUCUUAGUGUGCUGCAUGUGAUAGUGCAGUCAAAACUGAAAAUUUUUAUGUAAAAGGAUUAGUACAAGAAGCAAGGAUAGCAAAUAUAUAAACUUAAGCUUUUUUUCUUGCUAACUCCUCAUUGCUUAAGAUACGACUGGAAAUUCUGUGCCUUUUGGUUUUAAGAGUAUUAUUUUUGUGUAAGAUUUAAAAAAACUUAUAAUGAGAAAU
Molecule: messenger RNA, 2412 nt
Organism: Aptenodytes forsteri (emperor penguin)
Lineage: Eukaryota; Metazoa; Chordata; Aves; Sphenisciformes; Spheniscidae
Gene: RIT1
Product: Ras like without CAAX 1
Exons: 4
Coding region: 127-678 (183 amino acids)
Biological process (GO): Ras protein signal transduction
Cellular component (GO): plasma membrane
Molecular function (GO): GTPase activity; calmodulin binding; GTP binding
Source: RefSeq, a predicted model, not a curated record